This is a messenger RNA of Aspergillus aculeatus ATCC 16872, 1392 nucleotides long. RefSeq names its product putative nucleoporin. The record is from RefSeq and is a predicted model, not a curated record. Bases 1 to 1392 code for a protein of 463 amino acids. Lineage: Eukaryota; Fungi; Ascomycota; Eurotiomycetes; Eurotiales; Aspergillaceae. Gene Ontology annotation, biological process: nuclear pore organization; protein localization to nuclear inner membrane; NLS-bearing protein import into nucleus. Gene Ontology annotation, cellular component: nuclear pore; nuclear pore central transport channel. The transcript is spliced from 3 exons. Gene Ontology annotation, molecular function: structural constituent of nuclear pore.
AUGUCCCUCUUCGGUCAAACACCUUUUCAACCUUCGGGUGGAAAUUCCCUCUUUGGUAACCCCAGCACGGACUCGAAACCCAACCCUUUCGGCGCCACUGCUCAACAAGGAUCCGGCGGCGGUUUGUUUGGCAACGCAGGAACUGGCGCUGCUACGACAGGGACCGGCGGUGGUCUCUUUGGACAAAACACAGCAGCCGGUACCCAGCAACAAUCGAAUACGGGCGGCUUGUUCGGCGCCACGAACACCAACGCGCAGUCAUCGAUCACAGGCGGCGGCCUCUUUGGCAACACAAAUGCAACCCAGCAAAAACCUGCGUUCGGCGCAUUGCCCCAACAAACGCAGACGCAGCCCGCGUCGGGAUUAGGAGGUGGAGGUCUGUUCGGAGGAUUGGGUCAGAAGCCUCAGGGCACCGGUCUCUUUGGCCAGCAGGCGCAACCGCAGCAGCAGCAACAGCAGUCAGGGUUGUUCGGUGGCUCUCUGCUGGGUCAACAACAGCAACAGGUACCAGGAAUGCCGGCAGGACAGAUGGGGUCAACGUUGCAAUUCGGACAGUCCAAUGCACAGCAGCAAUCGCAAUUGGGAUCGAGUCUUUGGGAGCCCGGACGGGCCGUUACGGGAGUCCACCGCACCGUUCCCAUGCAGAUUCAAAUUGUCAAGGACAAAUGGGACCCCAACAACCGCGCGUCCCCGUUCCGCACCUACCUGUACAACAACGUCGGCGAAGACGCGGCGCCCUUCUACCAGCCGGGACAUGGAGAUGACGAGGCAAAAUGGGAGGAUGCGCUCCGCAAGCGACCCGAACCGGGCUAUGUACCGGUCCUGGUGCAGGGAUUCUUUGAUCUCGGCAAGCGCGCGCAGCGCCAGAAGGACUUCCUCACCAUGCUGCAGACCCGGAUGCACGAGAUCAACAACUGCCUUACCGAGCUCCUGUCGCGACAUGACUUGAAGAUCAGCGUGCGCAUCGCCGACUGUCGGCGGAAACACCUCGUUCUCAGCAAGCGGUGCCUGACGCUGGCGGCCAAGACCCAGGUGCUGCGCAACCGCGGCUACGCGAUGGACGAUGCCGAGGAGGAGCUGCGGAAAAAGCUGACGCAACUGGAGCGGUCGGUCUUCGACCCGUCGAUAAACGGCCGCGGGGAGGAGAUCUGGGCGCGCAUGCUGGCCAUCCGGGAGCAUUCGCGGCGGUUGCAGCAGGAGAUGGAGCGGGCGGGACCCAAGGCCACAGCCCAGGCGGAGGAUGAGUUGGAUGAGCAGACAUUGAAGACGGCGAAGAAGAUAUUGGACGAUUACCACGUGCAGAUCCAGCACCUACAGAAGGAGCUGGAGUCGGUGAAGAAGGAUUUCGAAGAGUCGCAGAAGCUCCCCGGCGGCGGGGCUCAUUUAAUGUAG